AUGUGCUAUUGUAAAAAUGUUCAAAAAAGAGGAGGUUACAUUUUGACAAGUGAAUUACAUAUUGAAAUACUCGUAUCUGCAUUGGGAAAAGCAGGAGCUGUACGAAGGCUUGAAAUUCAAUGGGAAUACGCUCCCAAUAAUCCAGGAGAUUGGAUUGGAUUAUUUAAUUCGGAUCCUCUUAAUUAUAAUGAUAAUCUUUUAGAAGUACUUCCUGUAACAUCCAUUCACGGAUGGACAAACACAUCCAUAUUUGAAAAUCAUUUAGAACCUUCUAAACUUGGGUAUCAAGAUGAAACGGUAUUGGCGCAACUUAUUUACGGCAUACGUUACAUAGAUUUAAGAGUUGGAUAUUAUUCAGGGAAUAAUGAACAAUGGUGGGCUAAUCACGGAGUAGUAAGAAUUCAUCCUUUGAGAAUUGUUUUAAAUGACAUUAAAACUUUUAUAAAUAACACAAACGAAAUCGUUAUCUUAGAUGUUCAAGAAUUUCCUGUUGGCUUUACCUCAAUAGAUAUACAUUACUUAUUGGUUAAUUUUUUAGAAAAUGAAUUGAAUGAUCUUUAUGUACCAAACUUGGGAUGGGAUGCAACGUUAGAUCAAGUGUGGAAAACGGGUAAAAAAUUAAUUGUUGGAUAUGAUAGAAGAGAAAUAGCUGUUCAGUUUAAUUUUUUAUGGUAUUCUGUUCAACAAAAAUGGGGAAAUGUACAAAGUGUAAAUAAACUUUAUUCAUAUUUAUCUGGACUCAUAGCUAGACCUCCGUUUGAAUCGUGGUCAGCCAUGGCUGAACUUACUCCAACAACUUUGGAUAUAAUUUUGGAUAGACUUAAAGGCUUAAGAGUUAUGGCUGAAUCAGUUAACCACAAUGUCACCGAGUGGUUUCGUCAAAAAGAUUGGCAAACUAAAUCCAACAUUGUAACUGUUGACUUUUUCAGAAACACAGGGAUAAUUCGAUCAGCGAUUGAAUGGAAUAAAAAUCAUGGAAAUUGUCCAGGAUAUUAA
Molecule: messenger RNA, 996 nt
Organism: Pediculus humanus corporis (human body louse)
Lineage: Eukaryota; Metazoa; Arthropoda; Insecta; Psocodea; Pediculidae
Exons: 7
Coding region: 1-996 (331 amino acids)
Biological process (GO): lipid metabolic process
Molecular function (GO): phosphoric diester hydrolase activity
Source: RefSeq, a predicted model, not a curated record